Jatropha curcas is the source of this 2489-nucleotide messenger RNA. Lineage: Eukaryota; Viridiplantae; Streptophyta; Magnoliopsida; Malpighiales; Euphorbiaceae. The record is from RefSeq and is a predicted model, not a curated record.
AACAAUCCCCUUCCAACGGUCAUUUCGAUCAACUCAUUUGCUGUGAUCGCCUGUUCUAUUCUCACCCUCCCAAAGAUAAACUAGAGAAGAAAAAAAAAAAAAUAUUAACUAGACAAAUCCUUGUUGCUGCAUUGAAGCCAAUAAAGAAAAUGGAUGGUUCUGAUAAGAGUGUUUCAUCAUCAUCGACUCCAGACAAGCCCCACUCAGUCACAAAAGUUUAUAUAGGUAACACUGAUGAGAAUGAGCAAAGCCAUCAAGAAAUGGGUCUGACUGUCCAAAACUUAAACAGAUCGACAUCAACAAAGCACUUUAUGUCACCUACAGUUUCCGCAGCUUCAAAAUUCAAUCCUCCCAGAAAGAAAAUAUUAGCUGAAAGGAACGAGUCUCUAGAUAACUCUUUACAAAAGACCCCAAAUCUUGAUUCAAAGCCCCUCCAAAAAGCCUCAAGUCUUGGUUCCAAAACUUCUUCUAGUACCGAUUUUGAUGAAAAAGAGAAAAAUGCUCUUGUUUAUGAUUUGUCACCAAGGCCUUACGACCCAGUAACAAAUUAUCUCUCUCCAAGGCCUAAAUUUCUCCGCUAUAACCCCAAUAGACGCCAAGCAAUAUUGCUUAAAAGAGAAAAUCAGGCCAAACAAGGCAAAGAUAGGUUAACCAUUAGUGACAAUGGUUCUGUGGAAAUCGAGAAAGGCAUUGAUGAAAUUGAAGUUGAUUUGGCUAGUUCUUGUGGUUCUUUGGCUUUUUGUUCUAAAGAAGCCGAUUUGAAUAAAGAAUUUGAAGAGAUUGAUGAGAGUGAUGAUGAAUUUGAUGAGGAAAGGAGUUGGAAUUUAAAAGGAGUACUAAAAGUUUUGAUAUUGUUGGCUAUUUUAGUGAUUUCCACUUCCUAUAUUUCUUCUAUGAACUCCCCUACACCUUCGCCUGUCGUACAAGCUGUUGUGGGUCUUAAGGAUGGAUAUCGCAAGAUACAAGAUCAUGUGUAUGAAUUUGUGAAGAAUGGGAAAUGUAAAAUGGGUUUUGUUGAUAUAGAUGGGAUUAAGAAAGAUGAGAUGAUUGAAGAUGUAAAUAUAGGAGGAGGAGGAGGAGAAGUAGACGACGAAGCAGAAUAUCGAAAUGAGCUGAAUGAAAUGGUAGAUAUAAAAAGUGAAGAAAGCAAAGUUCUAGAAAUGGUUGAAAAUGAACUUAAUGAAGGAGGAAAAAGUGAAGAUCUUGUGAUACAAGGUGGAGAAAUUGCUGACCAGAGUGAGUUGAACGAAAUUGUAGAUGUAAAAGUUGAAGAAAGCAAAGUUUUACAAGUGGUUGAAAAUCAACUUAAUGGAGGAGGAGAGAAUGAAGAUCUUGAGAUGCAAGGGGAAGUUGCAGAUUGUAUUGAUCUUGAAAUGGGGAUUUCAGAUGAAAUUGCUGCAAAUUCUGAAUUGCAAGCAUUGGAAUCUGUAGGAGUUGUUGAAAUACCUUUAACAAUUGUAUCAAAUGAUGAAUAUGAAAUCAAAGAAGAAAUCUUUAACAGAGAAAUGGUGGAAAUUGGGAACAUCACUGAAGAUAAAAACGAGCAUGAAAUUGCCAUUGAUGAAGCAGAAGAAGGUACAGAAAAGGAAGGAAUUAUCAAACACAUGGAAACUGAAUCAAUUAUAAAAGCUGUUUUUGGGUUCUCUUUGUUUUCCUCAAUUUUUGCAUCUCUUGUAUUGGGUCUUCACUUCAGAAAGAACAGAAUUGCAAGAAAGGGUGCUUAUCCAGUUGCUGAUUCUUAUAUUGACUCUAAGAUACCAGAGAAAUGCAGCUCAGUUAUAGCUAACAAAGAAGUUAAGCAAACUGUUGAUCCUGUUUCAUUUGCUAAUUCCAACUCUUCCAUGAAUUCACUGGAAGAAGAAGAAGAUUCCAAACAAACAUAUGAAAGCCGAGCACCACCGUCUAUCGAGUUGCUUGGUGAGCUUGUGGUAGAAGAGAUGAGCAUCUCUCUUAGGAACUGUGGCAUCAAAAGUAGGAUUAUAGAGAGUGAAGUAAGCAGUCACUCUGUUUCCAUGGAGAAGGGCAUAAGCAGUAAGGCUAAUUCAGUUCCUGUCCGUCUGCAGCCAGCUUUCUCAGACAUUUCAAACAUGUAUUUCCCUUCAUAUUCUGAUAAAAGGAAAAUUGCCAAGAAACAGCAGGAUGAAGAAGUCAAUAAUGUGAUGGUAGCAACUCCAUUAAGGCGAUCAAGCAGAAUCCGGAAUCGAACAAUUGCAUCUCCAUGAUUAUUAUUAGCCUUCUCAACCUGCUUCUCCUGCUGCAAUACAGUGAAACAGCUUUCUCUGUUGUUUCAUUUUACAGCUUCUUAAUUCCCACUUGAAAGCUAUCUUUAGAUUGAUGUUUAGCUGUAACUGUAGACUUAAUUAAAGAGCUUGUUAUGUAGGAACUAAUUGAUGUAUUGACUCAAUUAAAGAGCUUGUUAUGUAGGAACUAAUUGAUGUAUUGACUCUGAUCAACAAUCCAUCAUCUCCAUAUUUUUAAUUCUGUCCUCA